CUUGGGUGGGAACAAGUCUUUUGGCCAAUUCGACUUAAGUUAGAAUAGACCACAGCACAUGUUGCAUUUCUAAUACCUUCUCCACGGAUUGGUUUGUCACACCAAGGGCAAUUUCGUCUUUUAAAACACCUAAACCCUCAUAAUUAGGGUUUCUCUCUCAUCUCUCCAAAACCCUUCCUUUAUUUGAUUCAUAUUUGCAUGUCGGUUUAUCGGUUGAGUGGCAACAAAAGAUGCCCUUUAAACCCCUUCUUCUUCUCUCUCCUUUCGGUACUUCAAAAAGUUCUUUUUUUUCUUUCUUUUAUCUUUUUUCUCAUGAUUUUCUUUUCUCCAUGCUGUUUUUUGUUGAGAACUUGAAGCGGAAAUCAUUAAACAACGUGAUGAAUGAAAGCAACAACUUUAACAUCAUCAAGUUUUGUACGGACUGCAAGACUACAAAAACCCCUUUGUGGAGAGGUGGCCCUGCUGGUCCUAAGUCGCUUUGUAACGCAUGCGGGAUCAGGUACAGAAAGAAAAAGAGAGUUUUUGAAAGCUUAAACAGGCGUCGUCCAGAAAAGAGAAAAGACAAAACCACCAUACCUGGUGCUUCUGCUAAAAGUGCUUUUGCCAAAGUUGAUAAUGAUAAUAGUUACAAAGGAUUGAGUGAGUCUUUCAAGAUGCGGUUACUGGUUUUGGGCAAAGAAAUGAUGUUGCAGAGGCCAUCAUCAUCAUCAACACCGCCAUUUGCGGUGGUGAAGAAGAAGCAAAGAUGCCAAAGAAGAAGGAAGCUGAAAGAGGAAGAACAAGCAGCUUUCUCUUUGAUGGCUUUAUCUUGUGGGUUUGUUUUCGCUUGAUUAAUUAGUUCAUAAUCACCCAAAAUUACACACCGUUUUACUUCACUCGGCUGUUUUCAGGCCAAUUUUCUUGUUUUUCCCUCGUUAAUUUCUAGGACAAAAAGAAGCUACAGAGCAACAUUGAUGGUAGUGAUGAUAAUGCAGGACUUGGUUGAUGUCAUCUCAAUCAACAUUUGUAAAUAUUGUUUUUGGAAUAUGACAAAAAAGUGUUGAAUUCCUUCGUAAA
This is a messenger RNA of Mangifera indica (mango), 1056 nucleotides long. RefSeq names its product GATA transcription factor 15-like. The record is from RefSeq and is a predicted model, not a curated record. The transcript is spliced from 3 exons. Gene Ontology annotation, biological process: regulation of DNA-templated transcription. Gene Ontology annotation, molecular function: zinc ion binding; sequence-specific DNA binding. Bases 231 to 830 code for a protein of 199 amino acids. Lineage: Eukaryota; Viridiplantae; Streptophyta; Magnoliopsida; Sapindales; Anacardiaceae.